AUGCGUCCCGAAGUCGAGCAAGAGCUUGCCCAUACUCUCCUUGUGGAGCUCCUUGCCUACCAAUUCGCCUCACCCGUGCGGUGGAUUGAGACCCAAGAUGUUUUCCUCGCCGAAAAGACCGCCGAGAGGGUGGUUGAAAUCGGUCCCGCUGAUACCCUUGGUGUGAUGGCCAAGCGCACCCUCGCCUCAAAGUACGAAGCCUACGAUGCCGCCAAGUCAGUCCAGCGUCAAAUCCUCUGCUACAACAAGGAUGCAAAGGAAAUUUACUACGAGGCCGACCCUAUCGAGGAGGAGCCAGAGCCUGCUGCCGCUUCAUCUAGCGCGCCGGCCGCUGCUUCUUCCUCUGCCCCUGCGGCUGCUGCCGCUCCCGCUGUUGCCGCUCCCCCGCCCAGCGCCGGCCCUGCCGCUCAGGUUGCCGACGCCCCCGUUCAGGCUAUCGAUAUUCUGCGAGCUCUUAUUGCUCAGAAGCUCAAGAAGCCCUUGGCUGAGGUCCCCUUGAGCAAGGCCAUCAAGGACCUUGUUGGCGGUAAAUCCACCCUUCAGAACGAAAUCCUUGGUGACCUCGGCAAGGAAUUUGGAUCAACACCAGAGAAGCCUGAAGAUGUUCCUCUUGACGAGCUCGGUUCCUCCAUGCAGGCCACCUUCGAUGGCCAGCUCGGCAAGCAAUCUCAGGCUCUUAUUGCCCGCUUAAUCUCCUCCAAGAUGCCCGGUGGCUUCAACAUCACGGCCGCGAGAAAAUACCUCGAGACAAGAUGGGGCUUGGCUUCAGGAAGACAAGACGGCACUCUUCUGCUUGCUCUGACCAUGGAGCCUGCUGCCCGUUUGGGAUCCGAGGCGGACGCCAAGGCUUUCCUGGACGACGUCACCCAGAAGUAUGCUGUUACCGCCGGUAUUAGCUUGACCACUCCUCAAGCUGGCGCUGCGGCUGGCGGCUCUGGUGGUGGCAUGAUGAUGGACCCCGCGGCUAUCGAUGCUCUCACCAAGGACCAGCGCGCCCUCUUCAAGCAGCAGCUCGAGCUCCUCGCGAGAUACCUCAAGCUGGAUCUCCGUGCCGGCGACAAGGCCUACCUCAACUCUCAGGAGUCCGAGAAGGUCCUCCAGUCUCAGAUCGACCUCUGGACUGCAGAGCACGGCGACUUCUACGCUGCCGGCAUUCAACCCGUCUUCAGCUCCCUCAAGGCUCGCUCCUACGAUUCGUCCUGGAACUGGGCACGCCAAGAUGCCCUCCACAUGUAUUAUGACAUCAUUUUCGGCCGCCUCAAGGCUGUCGACCGUGAGAUUGUCAGCCAGUGCAUCCGCAUCAUGAACCGCUCCAACCCCACCCUCGUUGAGUUCAUGCAGUACCACAUUGAUAACUGCCCUGCGGAGCGCGGAGAGACGUACAAGCUCGCCAAGGAGCUCGGUGAGCAGCUCAUUGAGAACUGCAAAGAGGUCCUCAACGCCAACCCCGUCUACAAGGACGUUGCCGUUCCCACCGGUCCCCAGACCACAGUCGACGCUCGCGGUAACCUCAACUACGAGGAAGUCCCCCGUGCCAGCUGCCGCAAGCUGGAGCACUACGUCCAGCAGAUGGCUGAAGGCGGUAAGAUUUCCGAGUACGGCAACCGCACCAAGGUUCAGAACGAUCUGCGCCGCAUCUACAAGCUCAUCAAGGAGCAGCACAAGAUGUCCAAGACUUCGCAGCUCGAGAUUAAAAACCUCUACGGCGAUGUUCUGCGUUCUCUCGCGAUGAAUGAGAACCAGAUCAUUCCCAACGAGGAUAGCCCCUCCAAGAAGGCCAAGCCCGGCAAGGUCGAGACCAUUCCCUUCUUGCACCUCAAGCGGAAGAGCCUUCACGGCUGGGACUACAGUAAGAAGCUCACCGGCUACUACUUGCAGUCUCUUGAGGAGGCCGCUAAGGAUGGUGUCACCUUCGCUGGCAAGCACGCCCUUAUGACUGGUGCCGGCGCCGGCUCCAUCGGUGCCGAGGUCCUGCAGGGUCUUAUCAGCGGUGGUGCCAAGGUUGUCGUGACCACCAGCAGAUUCUCUCGCGAGGUCACUGAAUACUACCAGUCCAUGUACACCCGUUUCGGUGCUCGUGGCUCCCAGCUUGUUGUUGUGCCCUUCAACCAGGGUAGCAAGCAGGACUGUGAGGCUCUCAUCGAUUACAUCUACGACCCCAAGAACGGCCUCGGCUGGGAUCUGGACUUCAUCGUGCCUUUCGCUGCCAUCCCUGAGAACGGCCGCCAGAUCGACCAGAUUGACUCCCGAUCUGAGCUGGCUCACCGCAUCAUGUUGACCAACUUGCUCCGCAUCCUCGGAAGCGUCAAGACCCAGAAGGCCGACCGUGGCUUCGAGACCCGCCCUGCCCAGGUUGUCCUGCCUCUUUCCCCCAACCACGGCACCUUUGGUAACGAUGGUCUUUACUCCGAGUCCAAGCUUGCGCUGGAGACUCUCUUCAACAGAUGGCACUCUGAGGACUGGGGUCAGUACCUCACCAUUUGCGGUGCCGUCAUUGGCUGGACUCGUGGCACCGGUCUUAUGAGCGGCAACAACGUUGUUGCCGAGGGUGUCGAGGCUUUUGGCGUUCGCACCUUCUCCCAGCAGGAGAUGGCUUUCAACCUCUUGGGUCUCAUGUCGCCUGCUGUUGUUGACCUCUGCCAGAGCGAGCCUGUCUUCGCUGACCUGAACGGUGGUCUCCAGUUUAUCCCCGACCUCAACCAGACCAUGACCAAGCUUCGCAAGGAUAUCAUGGAGACCAGCGAGGUCCGCCGUGCUGUCACGAAGGAGACUGCUAUUGAGAACAAGGUUGUCAACGGUCCCAACUCUGAGGCUCUGUACAAGAAGACACUUGUUGAACCCCGUGCCAACCUCAAGUUCGACUUCCCUACCCUGCCUGAUUGGGAGGAGGAGAUUGCUCCCCUCAACGACCGCCUCAAGGGCAUGGUUGACUUGGAGAAGGUUGUCGUCGUCACCGGUUUUGCCGAAGUUGGUCCUUGGGGUAACUCCCGUACCCGUUGGGAGAUGGAGGCUCACGGCGAGUUCUCUCUCGAGGGUUGCGUUGAGAUGGCCUGGAUCAUGGGUCUGAUCAAGAACCACAACGGUCCCAUCAAGGGCAAGCCUGCUCCCUACUCCGGCUGGGUCGAUGCCAAGACUGGCGAGCCCGUCGAUGACAAGGACAUCAAGCAGAAGUACGAGAAGUACAUCCUCGAGCACUCGGGUAUCCGUCUGAUUGAGCCUGAGCUCUUUGGCGGCUACGAUCCCGAGCAGAAGCAGCUUCUUCAUGAGGUUGUCAUCGAGGAGGACCUCGAGCCCUUCGAGGCGUCCAAGGAGACUGCCGAGGAGUUCAAGCGUGAGCACGGCGACAAGGUCGAGAUCUUCGAGAUCCCUGAGUCUGGCGAGUACAUUGUCCGCAUGAAGAAGGGGGCCGCUCUGUUGAUCCCCAAGGCUCUCCGCUUCGACAGACUCGUCGCUGGCCAGAUCCCCACUGGGUGGGACGCCAAGAGAUAUGGUGUUCCCGAGGACAUCGUCUCCCAGGUCGACCCUGUCACGCUCUUCGUCCUCGUUUCCGUAGCCGAGACUCUGCUGUCGGCCGGUAUCACCGACCCCUACGAGUUCUACAAGUACGUCCACGUUUCUGAGGUGGGCAACUGUAUCGGAUCCGGUAUGGGAGGAGCCGGCGCUCUCCGCGGCAUGCACAGAGACCGUUACCUGGACAAGCCUGUCCAGAAUGACAUUCUCCAGGAGUCAUUCAUCAACACCAUGGCCGCUUGGGUUAACAUGCUGUUGAUCUCUUCCUCCGGUCCCAUCAAGACCCCCGUCGGUGCUUGCGCCACCGCUGUCGAGUCCGUCGAUAUCGGUUACGAGACCAUCAUGGAAGGCAAGGCUCGCAUCGUCUUCGUCGGUGGUUUCGAUGACUUCGGUGAGGAGGGCUCUUACGAGUUCGCCAACAUGAAGGCCACCAGCAACGCCGUUGAUGAGAUUGCCCACGGCCGCACCCCCGGCGAGAUGUCGCGUCCCACCACCACCACUCGUAAUGGAUUCAUGGAGUCCCAGGGUUGCGGUGUCCAGCUGAUCAUGACCGCCAAGCUCGCCCUUGACAUGGGCAUGCCCAUCCACGGUAUUCUGGCUUUGACCACCACUGCCACCGACAAGAUUGGCCGAUCCGUUCCCGCUCCUGGCCAAGGUGUGUUGACCACUGCCCGCGAGCACGCCGGCAAGUUCCCCUCGCCUCUGCUCGACAUCAAUUACCGUCGCCGCCAGAUCGAGCUCCGCAAGAAGCAGAUCAAGCAGUGGCAAGAGUCUGAGCUCGAAUACCUCUACGACGAGGUCGAGGCCAUCAAGGCUCAGGGCCAGGAGGUCAACGAGAAGGAGUACGCUCACGACCGCGCCGAGCACAUCAAGAAGGAGGCAGAGCGCCAAGAGAAGGAUGUCCUGCGCAGCCUCGGCAACAACUUCUGGAAGAACAACCCGGAGAUUGCUCCUCUUCGUGGUGCCCUCGCUACCUGGGGUCUCACCAUCGACGACCUCGAGGUCGCUUCUUUCCACGGAACCUCAACCAAGGCCAACGACAAGAACGAGUCUUCCGUCAUCUGCCAACAGCUCCGCCACCUCGGCCGCAAGAAGGGCAACGCUGUCAUGGGUAUCUUCCAGAAGUACCUCACUGGUCACCCCAAGGGUGCUGCCGGUGCCUGGAUGAUGAACGGCUGCUUGCAGGUGCUCAACACCGGUUUGGUUCCGGGCAACCGCAAUGCCGACAACGUCGAUCCCAUUAUGGAGCAGUUUGACAUGAUUGUUUACCCCAGCCGCACCAUCCAGACCGAUGGUAUCAAGGCCUUCUCCGUCACCUCUUUCGGUUUCGGUCAGAAGGGUGCUCAGGCCAUCGGUGUCCACCCCAAGUACCUCUUCGCUACCCUGGACGAGAAGACGUACGAGGAGUACUCGGCCAAGGUCAACGCUCGCCAAAAGAAGGCUUACAGCUUCUUCCACAAGGGCCUGGUCAACAACACGCUCUUCGUGCCCAAGUCCAACGCUCCGUACACGGAUGAGCAGCUCAGCAAGGUUCUCCUGAACCCUGAUGCUCGCGUCACCGAGGACAAGAAGACCUCGACCAUCUCUUACCCCUCCAACUUCAUGAAGGCAUCUGAGAAGACUGUCACCUCCACGGCGGCCAAGGCCACCCAGGACAUGAUGGAGGGUUUGGCCAAGAAGGUUGUCAACAAGAACAGCAACGUCGGUGUUGACGUUGAGGACAUAUCUGCCAUCAACAUUGAGAACGAGACGUUCAUUGAGCGCAACUUCACCGCCGGUGAGAUCAAGUACUGCCAGGCCGCAGCCAGCCCCCAGAGCUCAUUCGCUGGCCGGUGGAGCGCAAAGGAGGCCGUCUUCAAGUCGCUUGGCGUCUCUAGCAAGGGUGCCGGUGCGCCGCUGAAGGACAUUGAGAUUGCCAAGGAUGAGUCAGGCGCCCCGUUGGUCAAGCUCCACGGCGAAGCAGCUGCUGCCGCCAAGAAGGUUGGCCUUUCGGACAUUAGCGUCUCGAUUUCACACUCGGAGACGCAAGCGAUUGCGGUGGCCGUGGCGAACUUUUAA
Colletotrichum orchidophilum is the source of this 5568-nucleotide messenger RNA. Its product is annotated as fatty acid synthase alpha subunit. The transcript has 3 exons. Gene Ontology annotation, molecular function: fatty acid synthase activity; 3-oxoacyl-[acyl-carrier-protein] synthase activity; holo-[acyl-carrier-protein] synthase activity. Gene Ontology annotation, cellular component: fatty acid synthase complex. Bases 1 to 5568 code for a protein of 1855 amino acids. Gene Ontology annotation, biological process: long-chain fatty acid biosynthetic process. Lineage: Eukaryota; Fungi; Ascomycota; Sordariomycetes; Glomerellales; Glomerellaceae. The record is from RefSeq and is a predicted model, not a curated record.